AUGCACGAGUUGUUGCUCCAAAAGCAGACGCGUCCGAGCAGUGAGCCACAUGGAAGCAAGGAGCAGCUCAACGGAGCGCUAAAGCAGCACAAAUGCUCGAGUGCCACAUUGUGCAAUGGGGCAAGGACAUCAGACACGCCCACAGCGCCGCCCACAACAGCCGCAUUGACAUGCAACAAGGAAAACAACAAGGAGUGCAACAAGGAGAACUGUGCCAGCCGGCAGCAGGGCGCACCCAACAAUUAUGUGGCACGUCGCGCCUGGAUAUCCACGGAGCGCAUGAACGAGCUGCGGCGCAAGGCCCAGGAGGCGGCCAAACAGAACAAAAUCUUUACCAUACGCGGCUGCUUCAAUUCGGUGCGUAAUGCGCUGCUCGCGCGCGGUUGGGUGGAAAAGCUGGACAUGCAUCGCAAGGUUGUGCCGCUGGGUCAGAUGACCUAUGAGGAUCUGACGCAGCGGCUGCCCAAACGCAAGGCGGGCGAAACAAGGCGUCAGUAUGUGCUCAAGUGCGAGCGGAAUAUAAUGUCCAGAUUCUUGGAGCACAUGCCCGUUGAUUUUCUGUGGACCAAUCGCAAGGAGAAGUGCGAUUAUAUUGAUCAGGCCAAGAAUCCCGGCAUGACCAUCAAUAAAUUCCAUCGUGCGCCCUUCACCUCCAAGGAGGGUCUGUGCAGUCAACUCCGCGAUUUUCACUGGUUCUUCGAGGAGGGCAUGGCCGAGAUGUAUUUUCCGCGCUGCUACAAUGUCUGGAGUCCCGAGGAGUUGGGUGAAUUCGUGGACAAUUUCAAGCUAACCGCCUGCGUGGCCUAUCUGCGGGCCAUGCUCUGCAGAUAUCAUAAACAUGGCGCCGAUUCGGUCUUCUCGCCCAGCGGCAAGAUACCCUAUUCCUCGAUAGACUUUGCCUACAAGCGUCUGGUCGAUUACAUCGAUAGCUGCCAGCACAAUGACAUUGACUACGAGGAUCCGCCCAAGGUAUGGGAGCACGACUGGGAUGCGUUCCUCUACCAGCACCAGCAGCUGGUCAACGAGGAUGGACGCAUCCAGCAUGAUGGCCAACGGACGCUCGACCACAUGGUCAAGAGCUGUGUUACGCUGGUGGAGAAAAUGAAGGUGCAUUGGCCACAGUACAGCCUGGAUGGCUAUCAGAAUUUGUGGAUUGUCAAGCCGGCAAAUAAAUGUCGUGGGCGUGGCAUAUUACUAAUGGACAACCUCAAGAAAAUCUUGGGCGUCGUGAAUCCAUCGAUAGCCUCCAAGAGUCGCUAUGUGGUGCAAAAGUACAUAGAACGACCCUUAAUAGUCUUCCAAACCAAGUUCGAUAUACGCCAAUGGUUUCUGAUAACCAACACACAGCCUCUGGUGGUCUGGUUCUAUCGCGAGAGCUAUUUGCGCUUCAGCUCGCAGGAGUACAGCCUGAGCAACCAUCACGAAUCGGUGCAUCUUACCAACUAUGCGAUACAGAAGAAGUAUACGAAUGGCAAGCGAGACAAGAGGCUGCCCAGCGAGAAUAUGUGGGAUUGCUAUUCGUUUCAGGCCUAUCUGCGGCAAAUUGGCAAGUCGAACAUGUGGCUGGAGCGCAUAUAUCCGGGCAUGCGUAAGGCCAUAGUGGGCACCAUGCUGGCAUCCCAGGAGAAUAUGGAUCGUCGGCCCAAUACGUUUGAGCUGUUUGGCGCCGAUUUCAUGAUAUGCGAGAACUUCUAUCCGUGGCUAAUUGAAAUUAAUUCAAGUCCAGAUCUGGGCGCCACGACUAGCGUAACGGCGCGCAUGUGUCCCAAGUGCCUGGAGGAUGUGGUCAAGGUCGUAAUUGAUCGCCGCUUGGAUCCCAAAUCGGAUAUGGGCAACUUUGAGCUGGCCUAUCGUCAGGUGGUGCCGCCCACGCCCGCCUACAUGGGACUCAAUCUGUUUGUGAAGGGCAAACAGCUGCUGCACAAGCUCAACCAUGGCCAUGUCCAUUACUAUCAGCAGCAGCAUCAUCAGCGCAAGGAGCGCAGCCUGGCCACGAGCAGUGUAUUCCGUCAACGUGCCGCAAUUGUGCCACCGCCAGCCAAUAUGUCGCGCAUACAUCGCGCCAUGCCCACCUUCAAUGCCACCGAAUACAUGGAGAAAUACAUGGUGGAGCCAUUGAGCAGCAGUCGCAGCAGCAUUAGCAGCAGCACACAGCCAGCAACAGCUGUGCCUACGCUCAAGCCCACGUCGGUGCCUGCAGCAGGAGCAGCAGCAGGAGCAGCAGCGGCAGCAGCAACAACGCCCUGUCCGUACCUGCUGAAGCAGGCGGGUCGCUCCAUAACCCAACUGUUGAGCGUCACACACAAGCGCAACACCACAGGCGCUCCAGAGGCAGCUGCCACAAAUGCGCUGCCACCGAAGCGACAGCGCAGCUGCGGUCCACGCUUUGUGCAGCAACAUGGGGAGGGCACAGAGAAAAAGUUCAAAAUACUUAUCAAAAAUUAUGCCUGCAAUGCUUCAGAUAAUCUGCUCGAGAAACAGGAGGCGCCCAGUGCGCCGGCCACGGCGCCAGCUAACAGCGAGCGCAAGUGGCGCAGCCUGCGCAGCAUAACCAACAACAACAACAACAACAACAACAACAACAGCAGCAGCAGCUGCACAGCCAACAGCUGCUCCAGAUCCCGUGGCACACUGUUAGAUGGCAUCAAAUGCUCACAACGUUUUGCGCGCACCAAAUCCGAAAUCGAGAGCUCGGCCAGCUUGCAUGCCAUUGGACGCACCUUCGGGCGCAGAUCGUAUGGACCCCGGCUGCCCAUCAGCAUCUCGGUGCAGGCGCUGCAUCGUGGCGAGCCCAUUGUGUCUGCCAUGAAGCAGGCCUCCAGCGAGCUGCAGCUCUCGCAGACGCCACCAAUUAGUCCACGCACCGCACAACUGGCCAGCAGCAGCAAUAAGUUGACCGUUAACACAUUGCUGACAGUGCCACCUCCCACUUGUUGA
This is a messenger RNA of Drosophila novamexicana, 2937 nucleotides long. RefSeq names its product tubulin glycylase 3A (gene TTLL3A). Lineage: Eukaryota; Metazoa; Arthropoda; Insecta; Diptera; Drosophilidae. Gene Ontology annotation, molecular function: protein-glycine ligase activity, initiating. The transcript has 4 exons. The record is from RefSeq and is a predicted model, not a curated record. Gene Ontology annotation, biological process: protein polyglycylation; cilium movement; cilium assembly. The coding region runs from base 1 to 2937 and encodes 978 amino acids. Gene Ontology annotation, cellular component: cilium.